UCUAAACAUUCAAAAAAUUUCAUAUGAAAAAAUCUCGAUACAUCCAACAUUUUAUGAAGAUAGUAAUUAUGAAUAACGGCUUGUAUGCAAGCUACUACCCCAAACUCUACCAUUUUGCUAUCUUCGAUCGGUAGGUUGACGUCGGCCUCAUCAAACAGUUCCUCAUUUCCUCCAAGUUAUAACUUCCUUGCGUUUCAAUGAGUCCCUCAUUAACUUAAACAACCAAACAACCCAAGAACUUGGAUAUAAAAACACUAAACCCUUGAUCAGUUGUUACUUGUUAGCAACUUCCUCUCUUCACAAACAAGAUCAUCCAUGGCCUAUUAUGGAAGAAGAAACCAAACCUCCUCACUCAUAGAAGGGUUCUCCCUAAACCCUCUACCCUACCCAGUUCUCAUAAUCCUUGCACUCAUCUCAGUCUUUCUGGGCUUCUCAUGGUACUCCUCUUACGAGUCAGCUGUGGAAGAAGCUCAGUCACAGUUCAACUGGGUUCUUUUAGCCACACCAAUAGUCUUACUCCUCAUUGUUCAGUGGCUCUCAUCUAUGGACCCGGAUUGGCUCUUUGCCAUGUCGCCGUGGGAACAACGUCGUAGAACCCACCACCGUCCGUCGGAGGGGAGCUCGCCGUGGGGAGUUGCUGCUGUCAUUGUUGUCUUGCUGGUCCUGCUGCAGUUUCAGUCCAUUUUCCGAGAUAGCUGGCUUAUAUAAAUCCUCUGUUUCAAGGUCAGAGUGCUCUGUUUUCUUUGCCGAAGAACCAAAGAGUUGUGAUCUUUAAGCAGUUUGUUGUGUAGAUAACCAAGUAUAGCUAGUAGUUUGUACAUAAUGAUAUAUGAAAUACAUGAUAUUUGUACGUUUUCUGUUCUGUUGCGUAUUAUGUUUGAUUUUUCUGGGUUUUCUUUUCAUGUUGGUUCUGUAGAGAUUUGAUAUUAGAGAUUAUGAUUUUGUUUAUAUGAUCCAUAUAUGAUUGUGGGUUUUCUGU
Messenger RNA from Argentina anserina (silverweed cinquefoil), 979 nucleotides. RefSeq lists its product as uncharacterized. Bases 316 to 708 code for a protein of 130 amino acids. Lineage: Eukaryota; Viridiplantae; Streptophyta; Magnoliopsida; Rosales; Rosaceae. The record is from RefSeq and is a predicted model, not a curated record. The transcript has a single exon.